Molecule: messenger RNA, 1705 nt
Organism: Manis pentadactyla (Chinese pangolin)
Lineage: Eukaryota; Metazoa; Chordata; Mammalia; Pholidota; Manidae
Gene: ACTRT2
Product: actin related protein T2
Exons: 1
Coding region: 184-1314 (376 amino acids)
Source: RefSeq, a predicted model, not a curated record
AGAGCUGGUCUGCAGGUGGGGAUGGAGGGCCCUUGGGGACUGGCCAUCCUCUAGCCCUGCCUGGGAGGGCCUUUGAGAACUGUGGAACCCUAUGCUCUUAAAACUUCCAAGAGGAACCUCGUCACAAAGCGGCCCGAGAGAUCCGUGUGGCUCUGGAGGGGCACAGAAGAGAGGGCGGCAGGCAUGUUUGACCCACAAGUAUUAGAUUCUCCAGCCGUGAUCUUUGACAAUGGGUCCGGGCUCUGUAAGGCAGGCCUGUCUGGGGAGAUUGGGCCCCGCCACGUCAUCAGCUCAGUUGUGGGGUACCCGAUAUUCAAGAUGCCUUCAGCAGGCACCAAUCAGAAGUGCUUCGUGGGAGAGGAAGCCUUGCACAAGCAUGAGGUUUUGCACGUGCACUACCCCAUCGAGCGGGGCCUGGUCACGGACUGGGACAACAUGGAGCAGCUCUGCAAACACCUCUUUGAGUGGAAGCUGGGGGUGAAAGCCAGCGAACAGCCAGUGCUCGUGACCGAGACCUCCCUGAAUCCACGCAAGGUCCGUGAGAAGAUGGCUGAGGUGAUGUUUGAGAACUUCAACGUGCCCGCCUUCUACCUGUCGGACCAGGCUGUGCUGGCCCUCUACGCCUCAGCCUGCGUCACAGGCCUGGUGGUGGACAGUGGGGAUGGGCUCACGUGUACCGUCCCCAUCUUCGAGGGGUACUCCCUGCCCCACGCGGUCUCCAAGCUCUACGUGGCAGGGAGGGACAUCACAGAGCAUCUUACCCAGUUGCUGCUGGCUAGCGGGAGGACCUUCCCAUGCAUGCUGGAUAAAGCCCUGGUGGGCGACAUGAAGGAGAGGCUGUGCUACGUGGCCCUGGAGCCGGAGAAGGAGCUCUCCCGGAGGCCGGAGGAGGUGCUCAGAGAGUACAGGCUGCAGGACGGCAACAUCGUCCACAUCGGGGACCAGCUAUACCAGGCGCCGGAGGCCCUGUUCAUGCCCGAGCAGCUGGGUGCCCCAACCCCAGGCCUCUCCAAAAUGGUCUCCCACAGCAUCACCAAAUGUGAUACUGAGAUUCAGAGGAUGCUGUAUGGGGAGAUCGUGCUGUCUGGGGGUACCACUCUGUUCCAGGGCCUCAGUGACCGGCUUCUGAGGGAGCUGGAGCAGCUGGCUCCCAAAGGGACCCCCAUCAAGAUCACAGCUCCCCCUGACAGGUGGUUCUCCACGUGGAUCGGCGCCUCUGUCAUCACCUCUCUGAGCAGCUUCAAGCAGAUGUGGGUCACCUCCGCAGACUUCAAGGAGUUCGGGCCAUCUGUGGUUCAGAGGAGAUGCUUCUGAGGGAGCGCUGGGAGAACUGCUCGCCCUUUGGCAUCGGCAGGAUGUUCAAUAAGAGAAAACAGUGCAGUUCGGGGCUGUGUCGGGCUUGGUUCUUUUUGGCGGCACCAGACUUAUUUCUGACCCUGGUGGAAAAACCACUCCAAGGCUCUGCACCUGCCUACACUCCCCCCAACUUUCUCCUGAGAAAGCCCUGGGUUAUGAGUAGGGGCUGGGUCCCUCUGCAGAGUUUUAAUGGAAAGCAGGGACCCCGACCUCAUGCUUCCUGCUCAAGUCAGCAGGGCCCUGGAAUCUGCUUUUUAAACAUGUCUUAGACUCAACAGGAAGGGGAGUGCGGGGAGCAACCUGGCAUGCCGCCUUGUCCUGAGGAUCAACAACCUCUCCCCUGGCUAGA